Molecule: messenger RNA, 347 nt
Organism: Racocetra persica
Lineage: Eukaryota; Fungi; Glomeromycota; Glomeromycetes; Diversisporales; Gigasporaceae
Source: the annotation of a GenBank genome assembly
AUGGCAUACUUUCCAAAUGGUGGACAAAUAAAUAUGUCUGGUGCAACGACUGAUUGGCGACUUCUUCUUAGCGAAGACGAAAGAAAGAUUAAUGUUGGUAGGCUUUAUAAAGGCCUAGAGCUUCUUAAUCAACCAGAUUUGUACCCCACGCAAAGAUUUCACGCAUCAAAAAAGUGGGAAAAUGAUUCUUAUAAUAGUGCAAAUUCCAAGGAUGAAUACAACCAACUGAUUGGAGCGAGGUUACGGGAGUUAACUAAUAAAAUAUCACGAAACGCUCACAUACGGCAGCAGCAACAGACACAAAGGAGUGCUACGCCAUCGCAACAACCUCAAGUCGCUCAACAACA